Molecule: messenger RNA, 1362 nt
Organism: Penicillium daleae
Lineage: Eukaryota; Fungi; Ascomycota; Eurotiomycetes; Eurotiales; Aspergillaceae
Product: putative cell surface receptor/MFS transporter (FLVCR)
Exons: 4
Coding region: 1-1362 (453 amino acids)
Biological process (GO): transmembrane transport
Cellular component (GO): membrane
Molecular function (GO): transmembrane transporter activity
Source: RefSeq, a predicted model, not a curated record
AUGUCGCCUGCCAAGGACAUGGAAGUGGCCCCCACGCGACCAGUCUACAAAGUGUAUAAACGGCGGUUCUGGGGACUGGCCCAACUGGUCCUACUCAAUAUCGUCGUGAGCUGGGAUUGGUUAACCUUCUCCUCCAUCUCCACCACGGCCGCCGAAUACUUCAAUGUCUCUGAGAGCGCUAUUAAUUGGAUGAGCACGGGUUACCUCUUUGCCUUUUGCGCCGCCAGUCCUUUCGUCAUUUGGGUCCUCAACAAAGGCGGCCCCAAACCAGCCAUCGUCACUACCGCGGGGUUACUACUUGUCGGCAAUUGGCUGCGAUAUGCGGGCACCAAGGCCAACGGAGGUAUCUUCGGCCUUGCCAUGUUCGGCCAAAUCAUCAUCGGCCUGGCGCAACCAUUCUGCUUGUGCGCACCCACGCGCUACAGUGACCUAUGGUUCUCCGAUAAAGGACGCACCAGCGCCACGGCACUCGCUAGUUUGGCGAACCCGCUAGGCGCGGCAAUCGGGCAAUUAGUGGACUCCGAAUGGGCGACGAAGCCAUCUGAUAUUCCCAAUAUGGUCUUAUACAUCUCCGUCAUACGCCUCAUCCACCAUCCCCCGCACCCCCCCAUCCCCGCAACACGCCAACUCCUCGGCACUCUCGAAUUCUGGCUCAUCCUCGCCCCCUUCGCCGUCUACGUCGGCUUCUUCAACAGCGUCUCCUCCCUCCUAAACCAAAUCCUCAGUCCGUACGGCUUCUCCGAGACAGACGCUGGCAUCGCAGGCGCCGUCCUCAUCGUCGUCGGCCUCGUCUCAGCCGCAAUCAUGUCCCCCAUCACAGACCGCUGGAAGCACUACCUCGGCUCGAUCCGAGUCCUCGUCCCCAUCAUCGUGGCCUCGUAUAUCGGGCUGAUUUUCGCGCCGUCCAGUUCGGCCGGUAUCGCGCCGAUGUACGUUGUUAUGGCGCUGAUGGGGGCAUCGUCGUUUGCGAUGUUGCCGAUUGUGUUGGAGUAUUUGGUUGAGAUUACGUAUCCGUUUUCGCCGGAGAUUGGGAGUACCAUCUGCUGGACAGGUGGGCAGUUACUCGGGGCUUGUUUUAUUUUGAUUCAGGAUGCGCUGAAGGAUGGGGACGAUGCGAGUCCGCCGGCUAAUAUGCGGAGAGCGUUGAUUUUCUCGUGUGUGCUGUGCGCUGCGGUCGCGCCGUUGCCUGUGUCUAUUGGGUUGUUUGGCAGGAUUGUCAAGCGGAGGAGGUGGGAUGUUGAUCGUGGUGUUGAGCUGGAUGUGUCUGAGGUGAGUGCCCAGGGUACUGGUGCUGUAUCGGAUGGGGUGGAGCAUACUCACUCGGGUAGUGUGCUGGAAGACUCGACUUGCAAGAAGGUCUGA